GGGUCCAGGUGGUGCGUCCCGGGACAGGGGGCUCACCCGCUCUGAGCUCUGCGGCUGCCCGCCCCCAAGCUGGGAAGCGCGCUGAAUCCAGCCUGCAGGCGGACUCCCGGCGACCCCCUAGGAUGCCAGAGGCUAGGAACUCCUGCCAGGACCUCACGCGAUGGAAGAAGAAGAAGCCGCCGGUCCGCCGCACGGUUAGCCAGAUCUGCCCACCCCCGCGGCGGCCCCUGACCGUGGCCGACAUCCGGCCGGGCAUGGAGAACGAGAGGCUGGGGGUCGUGCGGGAUUCCAUGUUUCAGAACCCUCUCAUCGUCAAGGCUGAGCUUGGGAAGCCCCGGGAAAGAAGCUGCAGUCUGCCCGGAAUUAAUUUUAAUUACGGACUCUACAUCCGGGGGCUGGAUGGAGGGGUCCCUGAAGCCAUCGGACACUGGAACGUGUUUAAACAGCAGCCGACUUGCCCCCACGAGCUGACCCGGAAUUAUAUUGCCAUGAACAGAGGGGCCGUAAAGGCUGGCCUGGUCACUGCCCGGGAGAAUUUGCACUACCGUCAGCUCAACGACAUCCGCAUCAGUGACCAGGAUGACAGGCGCCUCAAGAAGGAACUGCCCUCCCUCCCUCCAAAUAUGACGUUCGGGAUCCGGGCACGGCCUUCCACCCCCUUCUUUGAUCUGCUGCAGCAUCGGUACCAGCAGCUGUGGGUGCAGGAACAGAAGGACACCCAGAAAGCCAUUAAACUGGAGAAAAAGCAUAAGGUGAUCCUUGGGAAGCUCUACGAGACCCGGAGCAGUCAGCUGAGGAAGUACAAGCCGCCCGUGGGGCUGGACACCCUCUGGCACAUGCCCCACUUCCAGAAGGUGGGCCCCCAUCUCGCAACCUUCCCCACCGAGGCCGAUCGCCAGAGAGCCUUCAAAGCCCACCGGGAAGAGUGUGCCGUGCGCCAGGGGACCCUGAGGAUGGGCAACUACACCCACCCCUAAAGCCUGUCUGACGCGGUAGAAAAUUCUCUGAAGGAGUCGCCUGCCUUGCCCCAACUCACACAAGACACUCCCCCAUUGCUCCGGGUUCUGCCUCGGCCAGGACCUCGGACUCGGGUCUUAGAUGAAUUAUUUUUGCUAAGAGCCCCCUUUAGAGUUAGCCACUCUCACUCCCCUUAGCCCCAGCAACCCCUCACUUAGGGACUCCCCUCCUCCAGCAGGACUCUACCUCGCUUCUCAAGCCCCAGGCUGAUAAGAGAAACUCAAGUUUCAGGGCAGAUUUUAUAGGCUCCAGACUAAGGCUCUGUCCUCAAGUACUAAAA
Messenger RNA from Bubalus bubalis (water buffalo), 1297 nucleotides. RefSeq names its product cilia and flagella associated protein 77 (gene CFAP77). The record is from RefSeq and is a predicted model, not a curated record. NCBI's taxonomy places the organism in Eukaryota, Metazoa, Chordata, Mammalia, Artiodactyla, Bovidae. The transcript is spliced from 6 exons. Bases 123 to 977 code for a protein of 284 amino acids.